AUGGCAAACGUGUCAGGGCUUUCCGUGACGCGCAUGGAUCCAGAUGAGGUGCAGCGCUUGCUGCAGGCGGCCUAUGGCGAGGAGUACGGGAAGACGGGGCAUCAGCUGGCAGGGCACACGGUGGUAGCCGCGGAGGACGUUGCCAGCGCCUUUCAGGGGGGAGGCAGCAGCCUGCUCUACGGCACCUCGAUGCGCUGA
Messenger RNA from Effrenium voratum, 198 nucleotides. The record is from the annotation of a GenBank genome assembly. Lineage: Eukaryota; Dinophyceae; Suessiales; Symbiodiniaceae.